AUGGAUUACUUGGUUCCUAGCAUUUACAAUCUAGCAAAAAAGUAUUACCAUAUCGAAUUGUCAUUAACGUUCUUUAUUUUUUUAUUUUAAUUUUUUAAAUGUGUGUUUCUGUUGUAAUCUUUGUAAGAAAUGAAACCGCACAAUUGACCAAUUAUUAUUCUCGUUCCGAUGUUGCUAUUUUUGCGGAAGGUAAAUAGCGGGGUAUUAAGUAAAACGGAUACGUUCUCGAAAAUGGAACUUUCACUAAAAUGUAACUAAAAGUAUAAAAAAUGAAGUUAUGGAAAAACAGGUUAAAAUGAAAGUCCCCGUCCUUACAGGAGUGGAUAAGGAAGUUUUUAGAAGAGACAUUUACCCGAUGCGAAGACCAGUGGUGCUUAGAGAUGUAGGCCUUGGACCAUGCCUGGACAAAUGGACAUUGGAGUACCUUACACAGAAAGGGGGUAACUGUGAAGUUAAGGUUCAUGUAUCCACUGUACCACAGAUGGACUUCUUGCACAAAAACUUUGUUUACAGAACUCUUCCAUUUGACAAGUUUAUCCAAAGGGCGGCAGAGAAAAAACACUCAGAUUUCUUCCUCUGCCAGGAUGAGAGCUAUUAUCUGCGUUCGCUGGGAGAGGAUGUCCGAAAGGAGCCUGCUGACCUCAGGAAACAGUUCCCCGAGCUGGCGGAAGACUUUCAUAUCCCAGAGUUUUUUGAAUCAGACCAGCUGUUCUCCAGUGUGUUUCGAAUAAGCUCAUGUGGCCUGCAGUUGUGGACACAUUAUGAUGUAAUGGACAAUCUGCUGGCUCAGGUGACUGGGAAGAAGCGUGUUGUGCUCUACAGCCCAGAGGAUGCACUGCACCUCUACCUUUCAGGUGACAAAUCUGAGGUUUUGGACAUCGACUCGCCAGACCUGGAGCGGUUCCCAGAGUUUGUGAAGGCCUGUCGGUACGAGUGUGUGCUGGAACCUGGAGACUUGCUCUUCAUACCUGCCCUGUGGUUCCAUAACACCCUGGCGUUACAGUUUGGUGUGGGCGUCAACAUCUUCUGGCGUCACCUUCCUGCAGAAAGGUACGACAAGAAGGAUCCCUAUGGAAACAAGGACCCUGUGGCAGCCACUCGAGCCCUUCAGACUUUGGAGAGAGCGCUACAUAUACUGGAUGAACUGCCGCCGGAUUAUCGCGACUUCUAUGGUCGCCGCAUGGUUUUACGCAUUCAGAACCGCACAUACUGUUCCCAGCAAGGUGGGGCAGCACAAGGAGACUAUGACUAAGAAUCCUAUAGAUGAAUGAGCCUUCUCUUCUCAAAUUCAAGGAAAAUUUUCAAUACUUACCUUUCUAGUCUAGUUAGAACCUCUAUACUUCUCAUCCAAUGGAUUGGAAAGAAAUUAGGAAAAAGGAUACAAGAUACAACAUUUAGUCAAUCUUCACUACUUAGAGAGCUUUGGCAGAACAUAACAUGCUAGUGUAGGCUACCGCUAGAUUUCUUAGCUUCUCACACUGAAAAAAGCAAGAACAUCAUCUCAGCAGGUCCAAGCUCCUUGGUGUUUUUUUUUUACAUGCCAACUGAACAAAAGUCCUAUACGUUAACAACCAUUUGGAAAAAAUGGGGCGGUUGGUCACCAUGGACCCUGUCCAUUAAAUGUCGUUAAUUUCUUCAGGCCUCAACACAAAGUGGGAGCAAACAUCCCUAAAAAUGUCUUUCAGUACAUACUGUUUAGCUAUAUAGAGGACUUAAACAAACAGAAUCCACCUCAGUUAGCUGUUAGUGUUAAGUCAUUGGCUGUGUUUGAGAUGAUUAACAUAAUGACCAUAAUUUUUAAAUACUACAUUGUUUAAACACAAUAUGUAAACAAUCAACAUGAAUUGGAAAUAAAAAAAGAAUGGAGUACACCACCAGUAGUUUCAUUCAAGGUCACGGUUAAAAUGCCACUGGAUUUGCUCUGAUAAAUGAGGAAAUACUUUGUACACAAUGUUUCUCAAAUAGACAAAAGGAUUAAUUUGCUCAGAUAUUCAUGGAAUAUUCCAACUAUCAUAACUAAAAUAACCUUGACAUCCUAUUUACGGAGUGGAAAAUCAUUGGUCAGUGUGGGUUGCAAUUGAUAUCAGCUUUGCAGGGGAUUUUUGCAUUACAUUGUGUUAGGUUACAAGCUCAGGCUUGUUUUUGGACAAUGCUUUCUUGAAAUAAAACUAAACUAUG
Messenger RNA from Esox lucius (northern pike), 2178 nucleotides. RefSeq names its product tRNA-yW synthesizing protein 5 (gene tyw5). Gene Ontology annotation, molecular function: 2-oxoglutarate-dependent dioxygenase activity; tRNA binding. NCBI's taxonomy places the organism in Eukaryota, Metazoa, Chordata, Actinopteri, Esociformes, Esocidae. The transcript has 8 exons. The record is from RefSeq and is a predicted model, not a curated record. The coding region runs from base 278 to 1252 and encodes 324 amino acids. Gene Ontology annotation, biological process: wybutosine biosynthetic process.